Crotalus tigris (Tiger rattlesnake) is the source of this 2097-nucleotide messenger RNA. RefSeq names its product claudin 4 (gene CLDN4). The transcript has a single exon. Bases 91 to 720 code for a protein of 209 amino acids. Gene Ontology annotation, molecular function: structural molecule activity. Gene Ontology annotation, cellular component: bicellular tight junction; plasma membrane. NCBI's taxonomy places the organism in Eukaryota, Metazoa, Chordata, Lepidosauria, Squamata, Viperidae. Gene Ontology annotation, biological process: cell adhesion; bicellular tight junction assembly. The record is from RefSeq and is a predicted model, not a curated record.
CUCUUGUUGUAGUCCUCCAGUUUGGGGGUUUUUAAAUAAAUUUUUGCCUUCUUAGCUGUAGCCGCUCCAAGAGGCAGGAGAAGAACAACCAUGGCUUCCAUGGGGAUGCAAGUCUUGGGAAUUGCCUUGUCGGUGAUCGGCUGGCUAGGUACCAUCCUUUGUUGUGGGUUGCCGAUGUGGAGGGUGACAGCCUUUAUGGGCAACAAUAUUGUGGUGGCCCAAAUUAUUUGGGAGGGCCUAUGGAUGGACUGUGUGGUCCAGAGCACGGGACAGAUGCAAUGCAAGGUCUACGAGUCUAUGUUGGCACUGGCACAGGACAUGCAAGCUGCUCGGGCUCUGGUAGUCAUUGCCAUUGUGCUGGCCAUCAUUGGCAUCUUCUUCUCCAUCAUUGGAGGAAAGUGUACUAACUGUGUGGAAGAUGAAGCUACAAAAGCCAAGGUGAUGAUCUUUUCUGGAAUUAUUUUCCUCAUCUCCAGCAUCAUGCUUCUGAUUCCACUCUGCUGGACGGCAAACAACAUCAUACGGGACUUCUACAGCCCCAUGGUCCCAGAGAGCCGAAAGCGGGAGUUGGGGGCUUCUCUCUAUAUUGGCUGGGCCUCCUGUGGCCUGCUGUUCAUUGGAGGAGCACUACUGUGUUGCAACUGCCCCCCCAAACAUGAGAAGCCCUAUUCGACAAAAUACACAGCAGCUCAAUCGGUGCCAGCCAGCAACUAUGUCUAAGCCUUUUUUUCCUCCCCCAUCUGUCUUGGGGACUUUGUAUCAUGGAGGAGACAGUUAGGGACUAAUGGACUUCAGUGUGAGGAGGGACCCUCCUUUUCCCUCCUUUGGACUCGGCGUAGCAGCAGGAAACCUGGCAUACUUCAUCCAGAUUCGGAAAGCAAGGAUUAGUUUCUUGCAUUCACCUGUUUGAACAAACAUCUCUCAAGAACCAGAGUGACAGCUGUUCCUAUCCAAACUGUACUGAAAACUGGCUUCUGUGAGACUAAUGGAAGACUAGUCACCUUCAAACUCACCAAGAUCUUAGCUAGCUCAGCUCAACUGAAGAGUUGGAGAAUAAUUGCUGACGUGGAGGCCCACAUGGAAUGCAGCAGCAACAGGGAAGCUUGGAGUGGGGUGGGAGCUUGCUGGACUUCCGGACACGUUUGAAAUUUGGCUAGAAGAAUUUGAUGGUGGACAUAGACCUGGUGUAUAAUAGUGGCAAGAACAGUCAUUGGUGGAGGUGGAGAGCAUGGGUGUAAGUCCCCUCUAAUUGCUGGCUGUCUCUUCGUAUUUGGAAAUCUGGGUGGUAUAGAGUCUUAAUGUCCUUCAAGUUUGGUUUCUGGCUCUCUUUCCAUAACUCUGUUUUCCAUUAUUUGCAAUCACUCUUGUGGGUGUUUUGGUACCUGCUGAAAUAGGAAGCUCUCUGGGAAGGUCCCCAUUCGCUUACCUUCCUAAAACUGAGCAUGCUACUUAUACAGUAAAGUGAUAGGAUCAAAUUGCUAUAAACUAUUUAAAAAGGACGCAAUGAUUAAGCAGGACUACGUCUAGGUUUGUGGGUUGUGGAGGUCUAGGAAGAGGAAGCUCAAACUGUGGAAUAAUAAGUUUCUGGGCUGUCAGACAAUGAGUGGAGAAAGGAGAAAUAGAAGAUCUUCAGAGAUGUGAUAGGAAAUUUGAAUUCUGCAAUACAGGGAAGAGAUUGAAUAACAACAAUGUACCUUUUUAAUGUCUUGCAUGAUUUAAUUUAAACUCAGAGUUAAACCAGUUUUGAAUGCCUGAAUGCAGUUGUAAAUCUAUGUGAGGGAGGGAUUAUUAAAAAAAACAAACAUUUUGAGACUGACUACCAAGAUGGUAUUUCUGUUCAUGUAUAAAAUACUGUUUAAAUUAUGUUGAAAUUGCACUGAGUGUCUCCAAUUCCAAUUGGCAAUUUGGGAAUGAUGGACUGAUGUUAAACAGAACCAAGUGUAUUAAAAAUGAUGUAUUUCCACCUUUCUUCCAUUCAGGGCUGGAUUUUUAGCAGACUCUUUGGAAGGUUAACCUCAACUAAUUUUGAACAGCAGGGCUCUAUCCAGGUGCUUAUCAAAUAAAGAAAAAAAUGUCUAUGGGCAUAGACAGAAGUCA